GGCUUUCCAUACCCAGAUACUGCUUCCUACAUGGAGACCAUCUUCUUCUUCAGAUGUUUGCUCUAUCAAAGCCUUUAAUUAUUGAUUAGCUCGUCGGAUUUUGAUAUAAACUGAUUUAAUGUGACAUUUUGUUCACCAGAGGAGCAUAAACCAUCUUUGUGAUAAUUAGUGAGGUUUGAUCAUCCGCUCUCCGGGCUUGUUUUGCUCGCUCUGGGCUUGCAGGCUCUUCCCUCCCCCUUCCAGAGGACAAAGACUGAAAUGGGUCAGCAGCUCAUCCUGCGCAGCAUCAGCAUCAGCCGGAGGCAGAGAGCAGCUGCUGCCCGCCUUCCAGCCUCUCUGGUCGGACACAUGGAGCCGCUGUCCUCCGCUGGAUCUUCCUGUUGAGCCGCUGCUUCCCACUGAUCGGUACUGGUUCCUGUCUCCGCUUUGAACUGGAAGCAGACAUGUCGUCCUGGGAUGGUUGACGCCGCUAACUGGGAUUGAACUGGUUAGAAGAGAAUCGGAGCUGCUGGUUCCCAGUAAACACCGAUUCAUCCGCCCCCGCACUGACCGACGGAGGACGAUGGAGGCCGGGCUGGAGUGAGCGGAGUCCCGCUGACCGUCCAGCAGCUUGGAGAGUAGCAGAGGCAGGAAGCUGCAGAGGAACUCACCGCGCUCGGCUCCGUUCCUCCUCUGCAGAACCUCUGCUCUGAGGCCUUUCUGAUCGCAGUCGACCCGCUGCAGCUAUGACUCCCCCGGCAGACCUCCCAUUUUCACUCCUCUUUGCCGCCGCCGCUCUCGUGAUGAUGCUGAUGUCACUUCCUGCUUCGGCUCUGGAACCGGAGACGUGUUUCUACAGGGAGCAUCAGGGCGCCAUAGUGAACGUCAGGCUGGCUUUAAGCAGAGAGGCGACGGCCAUGAUCUCCCGGAACGCCAGCUCAUACAGGGGAUGCGUCCAGGCCUGCUGCUCCGAGGAGGUCCAAACAGGUGCUCGGUGCAACAUGGCCGUGUUCAGAGCGAACAAGCGAGGCAACGAAUUGAACUGCCUCCUGUUCCACUGUCCCACGGAGCUGGACUGUCCUCUGAUGAAAGCCGCUGAGGGCAGCAACGCGUACGACAUCUACAAAGGUUUAAAUCAUCCACCCACGAUGAGACCUAUCAUCAUGACAACCACUCCACAGACCACCACCAGCACCACCACAACAGCACCAACCACACCAGCCACCAGCACAACCAUCACACCAACCACUGCGAAGACACUGCCCCCCACCACAGCACCUCAGGUACCCAUCAUCAUUACUGCCGCGGUGCCUGCAGGUCCUCCUCCACCAACCACCACCACCACUACUGCUCCUCCACCUACUACUCCUACCCCUACUACUACAACUUCUACUCCUCCACCAACCACCACCACCACUACUGCUCCUCCACCUACUACUCCUACCCCUACUACUACAACUUCUACUACUACGACUUCUACUACUACUACUACUACAAACCCAACAACUACAAUGGGACCUUCUCCCACCUUCACCUCCAGAAAACCCAACAAAUCCAGCAAGAAGCAAAACAAAACCACCAAGAAAGGAAAACCUCAUCUAUCCACCACCACCCAAACUGCCCCGAGCUCCUCAACCUCACUUCCUGUUAGGGUGGAGGAGGAGCAUACAAAUUCUAGCAUUCAGGAAACCACAACAACCACAGCAGCCCCAACCACUACGACCACCAGUACAACUACUACAACCCCCACGACAACAGCCACCUUCCCUGUGAGUAGUACCACUCUCCCUACAACCACCAUAAAUCCAACAACCACCACAACUAUCACUACUACUACUACUACUACUACCACUACUACCACUAUUACUACAACCGACAUGGCUACCACAACUUCCACCACCACUCAAAGUACGACCAGUACCCCCACCACUGAACCAACCACCACAUUGGCGGCUCAACCUCCGAGUUUGAUCUUCAUACCCAAAGACACCUUCCCGUCCGACCCGGACCUUCAGCCCGGUCCCACCAACCUGAACUCCAGCUCCAGCCGGGGGAAGGCGGUGGCGGCGCAGGGAGCACUGAAAGGCGGCGUGGUGGCCGUCAUGGUUCUAGGGAUGGCCGUGCUCACGCUGGCCUUGGCUGUUGGCGGUCGGAAGGCCAUGGAGUCCUUUGAUCGGCGACAUUACACCAGACUGGAGCUCAACGACCUGCACUACGAGAUUUAAGUGGGAAUAAUCUGGCACAUUUGCUUUAUUUAGGAUUCUUUAAGUUCUUAGCUGCACGAUUCUGUAUUUUUCACUCAGGCUUUGAUUAGAAAGUGUCUGAUUGAUCAGACUUGGUUUGUUCACCUUUGAAGUGAUCUUGAAGCAGAUUGCGGAGCAUCAUCACCCUUCUCUGAUUGGUCGACAUUGGUGAAACUCACCUAUUUUAGCCAUUUUGAAGAAUAUUAUUGGAUGCAGAGUUGGUCACAGGGAAACAAAGAAAGUCUGUUUAAUAUUUUAAGGAUUUUGAAGAUAAUGUUUACUGUUCACAUCUGGUUUCAAGAGGACUUUAAACAGGAACAAAUGCUUUCAAAUCAGCGUAUUGAUCUUUUUUCUGUUAAUUCAGUUUAAUAACUGCUACUGUAUUUUGAUACAAACUGUUAUUCUGAGUUAAUUUAUGAUGAUUAAUGUUGAACUGGAAGUAAGUUAAUUUCUGAGCAAAGUACAGUGAUAUAUAAAUAUGUGUUAAAUCAAUAUAAAAGACAUUUGUUAAUUUCUGAUAAGGAACCAAAAAGGUGAAAGUUUUUUCAAAUUGAACCAGUGAAGACCUCUUUAGCUUCAUUUUGGGAGAUAUUUUAAACUAGCUGAGAUUUUAUUUAUGAUACAUUCACUGAUAAAACCCACUCAGCCUCCAGAGGGAAGGGUCUGAUUUCAAUAUAGACCAGAGAUGUGGUGGAAAUGGUUUGAUUGAUAAGAUGCUGUGAAGGGGAGUGGCAAUCUGGUGGUUAGGGCAUAGAGCUUGGAAUCCUGAGGUUGUGAGUUUGAGGCCCACUCCCACAGACUGCCACUCUGGCUCUCUGAGCAAGACCCUUUAUCCCACACUGCUCCCUGGGCACCGCACAACACC
Messenger RNA from Cyprinodon variegatus (sheepshead minnow), 3087 nucleotides. It is a transcript of the gene mansc1, whose product is annotated as MANSC domain containing 1. The transcript has 4 exons. NCBI's taxonomy places the organism in Eukaryota, Metazoa, Chordata, Actinopteri, Cyprinodontiformes, Cyprinodontidae. The record is from RefSeq and is a predicted model, not a curated record. Bases 726 to 2204 code for a protein of 492 amino acids.